Molecule: messenger RNA, 618 nt
Organism: Aethina tumida (small hive beetle)
Lineage: Eukaryota; Metazoa; Arthropoda; Insecta; Coleoptera; Nitidulidae
Product: larval cuticle protein LCP-17
Exons: 2
Coding region: 124-534 (136 amino acids)
Cellular component (GO): chitin-based extracellular matrix
Molecular function (GO): structural constituent of chitin-based larval cuticle
Source: RefSeq, a predicted model, not a curated record
UAAAAUAUGUUGAUCUAUGAAACUUACCUAUCCUUGAAUUAAAAAAAGAUGGAUUGGUAUAAAUAUACUGAACCCAAACCAAUGGGACCAUAUUUAGUUUGUGUUUGCUGAAGUAUUGUCAUCAUGAAGCUACUCAUCGCCUUUUGCUUCUUAACCGUUGCCUACGCCGCAUCCCUUUCCAGUGACGCCGAAGCCCCAAUCAUCAAACAAGAGGCGGACAUCAGCCCGGACGGUUCUUACCAAUCUUCCUAUGAAACCGGCAACGGAAUCUUGUCCCAAGAGUCCGGCAUCUUGAAAACGAUCGGCUCCGAAACGGGCGAAGAAGUGUCUGGUUCCUAUAAGUACACCGCACCUGACGGAUCUCCGAUCGCUGUCAGUUAUUUGGCCAACGAAAAUGGAUUCCAACCGUCCAGUGACAUUCUUCCAGUAGCUCCGGAACCGGAACCGAUCCCCGCUUACAUUGCCCGUGCUUUGGAAUGGAGUCAGGCCCAUCCUUACAAAGAAGAAGCUCUGCCUCUUGGAAAGAAAUACUAAGCGAACUGCCAACAAUAUUAUAGGAUGCGACUGUGUUACAUGUAAAUAUAGUACUUAAAUUGCAAUAUAUUUUCAUCUGAAAAA